Messenger RNA from Aspergillus eucalypticola CBS 122712, 1782 nucleotides. RefSeq names its product putative extracelular serine carboxypeptidase. Bases 26 to 1735 code for a protein of 569 amino acids. Lineage: Eukaryota; Fungi; Ascomycota; Eurotiomycetes; Eurotiales; Aspergillaceae. Gene Ontology annotation, molecular function: dipeptidyl-peptidase activity; serine-type exopeptidase activity. Gene Ontology annotation, biological process: proteolysis. The record is from RefSeq and is a predicted model, not a curated record. The transcript has a single exon.
CAAAUUCUUCCAUCGCACGGCCAUCAUGUUCCUUUCACUUCCCCUUCUGGGGACCCUGAUCGCCUCGACAGUUGCCCUAGACUCCAGCCCCCUAGAGUUGCGGGUGCCACAUCUGCACCAACUCAGCCAGCUCAGCAAGCCUCACCAGGACACUUUCAACCAAGAAUCAGCGAGUUUCCCGGUGUACAACCUCUCCGUACCCAUAGACCACUUUCACAAUGAAUCACGCUAUGAGCCGCACACCAAUGCCACCUUCGGCCUGCGCUAUUGGCUUGACACCAGCCAUUACCAGCCGGGAGGCCCUGUUUUCGUGAUUGCUGCAGGCGAAACCGAUGGAAGCGACCGUAUUCCCUUCCUUUCACAAGGGGUGGUUACUCAGUUAGCUGCAGCCUACAAUGGAAUUGGCCUUAUCCUCGAACAUCGCUACUACGGCGAGAGUUACCCAUUCGCCAAUCUCACUACCGAGAACAUUAGAUUCUUGACCACCGAGCAGGCGCUCGCUGACUACGCUUACUUUGCCUCGAAUAUUGUCUUUCCCGGUCUGGAGCAUCUCGAUCUUACGGCAGCCACCACGCCAUGGAUCGCCUAUGGUGGCUCCUAUGCUGGUGCCUUUGUCGCAUUCCUCCGCAAGCUCUAUCCGGAUCUCUAUUGGGGCGCUGUGUCAUCGUCCGGCGUCACGGAGGCCAUCAUCGACUAUUGGGAAUACUACGAGCCGAUCAGACUGUAUGGUCCAUCGCAGUGUAUCUCCACCCUGCAGACGUCAAUCGAUAUCGUGGAUCGUAUUCUCAUCGAUCACGCCGACAAUAAUACUCUGGCCCAGCUACUGAAAUCCGCCUUUGGAGGCUCUGCGACCAACCUCAGUAACCAAGACUUUGUCUCCUCCCUCUCUUACGGUCUGGACUCAUUCCAGUCCCGCAACUGGGACAAGUCUAUCGGAACUCCUCUUUUCCGUGCUUUCUGUAACAACAUCACCAAUUCGGAUCUGCUGUACCCCGAAACCGCCGAGCCCAUCUCCGCAUCAGUCAAGCAAUUGGUCCAAAUUGCAGGCUACGAUUCCUCCAACACAACCCUGGUCAACAACUUCCUCAACUGGAUCGGAUUCUUGAGUACCUCGAAAGUCUUCACCGACUCAUCCUCGGAGUCCUCAUCAUCCAACGUCACGAAUUUCACUGUUCCACAACCCCUCAGCAAAGACUCUGGCACCAGCUGGAAUUACCAAGUCUGCGUCGAAUGGGGAUAUUUCACCACGGGCUCUUCGGUGCCUUCGAAUAUCAAGCCCCUUAUCUCUCGUCUCCUCGAUCUGCCCUAUCUUUCAUCUUUCUGCCCGAACACAUUUGGGAUUAAGACACCGCCAGAUGUUCAGCGCAUCAACCAAUUCGGCGGGUUCAACUUUUCGUACCCGCGCGUCGCGAUCAUUGGCGGGUGGGCAGAUCCGUGGCGCGACGCGACACCACUAGCGGACGGAGUCGAUUGGCAGAGUCGGAAGUCGACUGAUAGCGAGCCGAUUAUACUGCUGGAUAUUCCAGCAGCGGAUGUGUGGGAUGGUGUGAGAGGUGCAGUCCAUCACUGGGAUCAGAAUGGGUUGUCAGCAGAGCAGGAGAAGAAUGGCGAGAGGGCGCCUAAGGAGAUUCUUAAUGUGCACAAGGAAGUGGUGAGGUUUGUGGGGGUGUGGUUGAAUGAGUGGAAGGGGAAAUCAUUUGAUGUGGAUGAGAAUAUUCAUCAGACUGUUUUAUAGAUUUGAGAUGAAGCAGAUUACGCUGUGAUGGACGAUCCAUAGUGAAC